AUGGCCUGGUGGCAUGGAUCUAUCACACAAACAGUGCUGUCCCUUGGGGUUGCAGGCGCCGCCUACGUGCUUUGGCUGGCUAUCCAGCGGCUAUGGCUUUCACCGAUCGCUCAUUUCCCGGGCCCCAAAUUGGCCGCCCUCACGAUGUGGUAUGAAUUUUACUAUGAUUCAUUCCUAGAAGGGGAGUACACGUUUCAAAUCGCCGAAAUGCAUCGCAAGUACGGCCCAAUCGUGCGAAUCAGCCCUUACGAGCUCCACGUCAACGACCCCGAAUACUAUGAUGUGUUGUAUUCGCGAGACGCGCCGCGAAACAAGUCUUUACAUUUGACGGGAAUGUUUGGCGCCCCGGCAUCCGCGUUUGGGACAGUCGACUAUCGGCGCCAUCGGAUACGGCGUCAGCCAAUGAAUCCAUUCUUCUCCCAGCAGCGAAUUCGAACACUAGAGCCAAUGAUCCGAGGCAUGAUUGACAAAUUAUGCAAGGGUAUGCGCGCCUGGCAGGAUAGGCGCGCCCCACUCCAUCUGUACCAUGCAUUUAAUGCUUUCACCACGGACGUGGUGGUGGAGUACACCAUGGGAGACUCGUUUCACUAUCUUGAUGACCCCGAUUUCACGCCACAGUGGUCGAAAACAAUUCAAGCGAUUGUGCGGGCGGGAAUGCAGUUCAAGCAAUUCCAAUGGUUCAUGGGACUCUUUGAGCUCUUUCCACGGUGGCUCGUCCUGAGCAUCAACCCCGAUAUCGGACCCGUCCUCGACCAGAAGGCCGAAAGCAUACGCCUAGCGAACUUGGUCAUUGAUAGCCAAGACUCCGAUAGUGUGUCUGGCGAUAAAGCAUGCGUACCCAAAGGCACAUUGUUCCAUGCGCUUCUACAAAGUAGCCUGCCGCCAGAGGAAAAGACCGCGAACCGCUUGAGCCAAGAGGUCUUCACUGUUAUUGCGGCUGGGGGAGAAACGACGGCCAAAAAUCUGACCACCGUCACUUUCCACCUCCUGAAUAAUCCCGAAAUGCUUCAGAGACUCCGCGAGGAGUUGAAUCGGCUAGAUCCCGACGGGACGGCGUCUUUGGUGGAAUAUGAGGCAAUGCCCUACUUGACGUCAGUUAUGCUGGAGGGUCUGAGAGUCUCCUUCGGUGUUGCAACGCGACUUCAACGCAGCUCGCCUGAUCAGCCUAUGAUGUACAAAGACUGGGUCAUUCCUCCUGGGGUACCGGUCGGUAUGACCAGUCUAUUGAUACAUAACAACGAAGACAUCUUCCCCAAUCCGGAAGAAUUUAUCCCGGACCGAUGGAUGGACCCGACAGAAAGGCAUCGCCUUGAAAGAUACCUGGUCGCUUUUAGCAAAGGGUCCAGGCAGUGUAUCGGUAUUCCUCUCGCAAAAGCAGAGAUCCUCAUGGCAAUCGCGACCAUUUUCAGGGAAUUUGACAUGGAACUGUAUGAAACCACAUUCGAUGAUGUCCGUGUUGUGCGCGACAUGUUCAAUGGGCAUCCGAGAAAAGGAAGCCAAGGCGUCCGCGCCAUCAUUACUAGGUGGAAUGGACGCCUGGGGGCAAGUUGA
Penicillium canariense is the source of this 1551-nucleotide messenger RNA. RefSeq names its product cytochrome P450. The coding region runs from base 1 to 1551 and encodes 516 amino acids. NCBI's taxonomy places the organism in Eukaryota, Fungi, Ascomycota, Eurotiomycetes, Eurotiales, Aspergillaceae. The transcript has 5 exons. The record is from RefSeq and is a predicted model, not a curated record. Gene Ontology annotation, molecular function: iron ion binding; monooxygenase activity; oxidoreductase activity, acting on paired donors, with incorporation or reduction of molecular oxygen.